GAAAAAAUGCAAUUUUCUUAAAAGAUCAACUUCCUGCUCCUGCUUGACUGCUUCGUGCUUCGCUUACUUCAAUUCUGCUGAUUUCCUAUCUACUAACCCUUAUACGAUUGCUUCUGGUUCGUAAUUGAAAGGUAAGGGUUGCUUCUGGUUCGUAAUUGAAAUUAUUUACGAUUGCUUCCACUCCCAAUCCCACAGCCCAAAGCGAAAUAUCUUCUCUCAUCAAACCCAAUUCCACCAACGUUUGUUUCCCCACACGUCUUGUAAAGCAAUUCCAUUCAUAAAACAUAUAACUAAAAUCCGACGUCGUUUCCAAGUUAAUCUGUCAAUCUGUCCUUUUUUCUUCCUCGUGCUCGCAUCUAUCAACUGAGCCACCAAAUCAUCGUUAUCAUAUCGACCCAAUGGGGUUUAUCGUAAGGGAAGGAUCUUAAUUUCAGAUCGAGCUCACUUAUUGUUCGAUUAUCAUCAAGAAAUAGAUGGACUUCGAGAAGCUGAGCUUGGUAAAUCGUUCAUUGGCACUAGCAAGAGAGGAAUUGGGCCAUGUUACUCCAGCAAGGUCAUCCGAAAUGGCAUAAGAGUAUGCGAUUUGAAGCAUAUGGACACCUUUCCUGAUAAGCUUGAUGUUUCGUUCCAAUGGUUUGUCAUCCACUUGAAUUCACGCCUAUGGAUUAUCCUACCAGGCAGUGGUUAUAUGUCUCCAAAAUACAUAAUGAAUGGGCAUUUUUCUACCAACCUACUAAGUCAUGUUAUUACCAUUGCAAAGAUCUUGGGUUGCACGGAGACACCAAAGAAGCUGAAGAUUGUAUUAGAUGAUGUAAUCAUGUAUUAGUUAGGACAUAAUUUGUAAAGGUUUUUUUGACGAAUUGUAUAUGUUGACAGAAAUUGUAUAGAAAAGUAUUGUUUUUGUUGGAUUGAGCUGAAAUUGCAACCCACUUUUCUUAUUUAUUCGAAAUAGCAAUGUACUUAUAAAUACUUUCGUUUUUAA
Lactuca virosa is the source of this 982-nucleotide messenger RNA. The record is from the annotation of a GenBank genome assembly. Lineage: Eukaryota; Viridiplantae; Streptophyta; Magnoliopsida; Asterales; Asteraceae.